AGCAAGAGGUUCUUCAGGGUUGCCAUGAGAACCAGGGAUCCGGGGAUUGGGCAGCAGAGGGCCCCCGCUGGGCCUCGGGGCGUGGCUGCGUCACAUGGGUUUGGUCCUGGGGUUCCCGUAGUGCGCAAGGACCAGCCGCGUCCCUCGUCCUCCCGGUCGUCAGGGGUGCCCAGUCAGUCCCCUGGAAGCUGAGGAGAGCGUUGGAGGACCAGGGACCGCUGCGGCUGCACAGGCCUCCUAGCACCUGUGCAAAGAUGGGGGACAAAGUGGGGCAGUCAUCUUCUAAACCCCAAAACCUAGCAAGGACUGGGUUUUCAUCGCAAUCAAGAAGCCAACCAGAGCAUGGUUUUGGGCUUCAACUGCUGAUGAACGAUAUUAACUCAUCCUUGGAAAGCCUUAACUCAGCUUGCAACAUGCAGUCCGACACUGAUACUGUGCCCCUUCUUCAGAAUGGCCAGCAUGCCAGCAGCCAGGCGGCAGCUUCCAGCUCUCGGGGUGUGCAGCCGCAGGCAUCCCCGAGGCAGAAAGUGCAGCGCUCGCAGCCUGUGCAUAUUCUGCCUAUCAGUGAGCUUUGGAUUUUUCAAAGGCGAAAAGGAAGGAGAGGCGACCCUGGGGAAGCGCCAAGAAGCACAGAGGAAACUCUGAAUCGGCGUGCCCAGGAAGAAGACCAGCAAUUCAGAACUUCAUCACUUCCGGCCAUCCCUAAUCCGUUUCCGGAACUCGCUGGUGGCCCUGGGAGCCCUCCUGUGGCUGCUCCCACUUCCGUACCUCCUCCGCCAAGCCAGCCCCCUACCAAGCAGGAUGUCAAAGUCUUUAGUGAAGAUGGGACAAGCAAAGUGGUGGAGAUUCUAACCGACAUGACAGCCAGGGACCUGUGCCAGUUGCUGGUUUACAAAAGUCACUGUGUGGAUGACAACAGCUGGACUCUGGUGGAGCACCACCCACAACUGGGAUUAGAGAGGUGCCUGGAGGACCAUGAGAUUGUGGUCCAAGUGGAAAGCACCAUGCCAAGUGAGAGUAAAUUCUUAUUCAGAAAGAACUAUGCGAAGUACGAGUUCUUUAAGAAUCCGGUGAACUUCUUCCCGGAUCAGAUGGUGACUUGGUGCCAGCAGUCCAAUGGCAGUCAGGCCCAGCUUCUGCAGAAUUUUCUGAACUCAAGCAGCUGUCCUGAGAUCCAAGGGUUCUUGCAGGUGAAGGAGCUAGGACGUAAGUCCUGGAAGAAGCUGUACGUGUGCCUGCGCAGAUCUGGCCUGUAUUACUCCACCAAGGGGACUUCAAAGGAACCCAGACACCUGCAGCUGCUGGCUGACCUGGAGGAAAGCAGCAUCUUCUAUCUGAUUGCUGGAAAGAAGCAGUACAAUGCCCCUAAUGAGCAUGGGAUGUGCAUUAAGCCAAACAAAGCGAAGAUCGAGAUGAAGGAGCUGCGUCUGCUUUGUGCCGAAGAUGAGCAGACCCGUACUUGCUGGAUGACAGCCUUCAGACUCCUCAAGUAUGGAAUGCUCCUGUACCAAAACUAUCGCAUCCCACAGCAGAGAAAGGCUUUGCUCUCACCUUUCAACACACCUGUGCGCAGUGUCUCUGAGAAUUCUCUCGUGGCAAUGGAUUUUUCUGGACAAACCGGAAGAGUGAUUGAUAAUCCAGCUGAAGCCCAAAGUGCUGCCCUGGAAGAGGGCCAUGCCUGGCGGAAGCGCAGCACAAGGAUGAAUAUUCUAAGCAGCCAAAGUCCCCUUCAUCCUUCAACCCUGAAUUCAGUGAUUCACAGGACUCAGCAUUGGUUUCAUGGACGUAUCUCCCGUGAGGAAUCUCACAGGAUCAUCAAGCAGCAAGGUCUCGUGGACGGGCUGUUCCUCCUUCGUGACAGCCAGAGCAAUCCAAAGGCGUUUGUACUGACACUGUGCCACCACCAGAAGAUUAAGAAUUUCCAGAUCUUGCCUUGCGAGGAUGAUGGGCAGACCUUCUUUACUCUGGAUGAUGGGAACACCAAGUUCUCCGAUCUGAUCCAGCUGGUCGACUUCUACCAGCUCAACAAAGGUGUUCUGCCCUGCAAGCUGAAGCACCACUGCAUCCGCGUGGCCUUAUGACCUCCCUGCCUUCUCACAGAGGCUGGAGGCAGCAACACUGGAACGGAGAAGAGAGGCCUGCAUGAGGGUGAGAACACACAUCUACUCCCACCCAAGGACUCAGAACAACAUGGCUUUUUGAUCGGUACCAACCGACCAUCAUCAAUUAGUUAUUGGACUUCACAAAGAUUUGCCGCUGCGGGUCAAGCAGGACCACCUCCCUCUGCGUCAGCCAUUUAAAAUUGGGGGAGGGGUGAGAUCCAGUGCAAGUGUGGGAAGAAACUGGAAUGACGAUUUUGAUUAGGCCACGUAGGGUGAAAAACCGCAGAAAAGUAAUUGGAAAUGAACUCUUGCCCUGGAAUAAUCUUGACAAUUAAAACCGCGAUGUUUACUUUUUUGUAUUGAUCACUUUUUUGCACUCCUUCUUCGUUGUCAAUGUUGUACUCAGCCUAUGGUAGGAGAGGAUGUGGCUUCGCAACCCAGAUGAGACAAAGAAUUUUUGAAUUGGCAGGCUUCAGCCUAUAUAAAUGGGUCCCCCCAAAGUUUUCUAGAGGGCAUCCUGCUGGCUGCAGGCUGUGACAGUGUGGAUUUGGCUCCUACAUUAUAGACACCCCAGUCCUCCCCAUUAUACUUGAAAAGCGCUUUUUUUUUUUUCCUAAAAAAAUAAAAUGAUAAAACAAAAGGUGUCGGCUGCUGUUGACACCAAGCAUGUUCUGUGGACUCAGUCAAGCUGCCACAGUCUGGUCAUCACUGUUGUUGUGCUGACGUCUGGUCAUUUAUUAUUAGUGUGUCUCGUUCUCCACAGUGCAGGAGACCUCAUUACUUUGGAAAACUCACUGUUCCCCAGCACAGCACAGCUGCAUGGCCUCAGCUUUAGACUGAUGUCAGCCAGCCCUUCUUGGAACACAUUGGUAUUCAUUGUGGGUGCCACCUAGUCCAUCUGGGGUGCCCUGUGCCUCACAUUGUCACAGCCGCCCACUGUUGUAGAGGAAUUGCUGCCUUUGCUCUCUGCAGUAGCCUCAGUCAUUUCAGUUCUCCCACAGGGGUGGGAGUG
Acomys russatus (golden spiny mouse) is the source of this 3114-nucleotide messenger RNA. It is a transcript of the gene Grb10, whose product is annotated as growth factor receptor bound protein 10. Gene Ontology annotation, biological process: insulin receptor signaling pathway; negative regulation of Wnt signaling pathway; negative regulation of insulin receptor signaling pathway. The record is from RefSeq and is a predicted model, not a curated record. Bases 255 to 2081 code for a protein of 608 amino acids. NCBI's taxonomy places the organism in Eukaryota, Metazoa, Chordata, Mammalia, Rodentia, Muridae. The transcript is spliced from 17 exons. Gene Ontology annotation, molecular function: insulin receptor binding.